UACCUCCCAUACAUUUAGUACAGUGACAUACAUUUAAUACUUUUAUUCCACAAUCCACAAUUUAAAAUGUGAUUCUGCCGAACAAAUUUGUUUCUUUCGAUAAAACUAGCCGAAAUAUUUAACUGAAAAUUCCACGCCCGGAAUACAUUCACUUUCUCAAGUAAAAAAAUCAACUUUUUAAGUCCUCCGCUCUACGAUCCCGUGUGUUUUCGGGAGUUACGAACAUUUAACCUCAAAACCAUGGCCAGGAAUGCUAACAAAGUAGGAAUUGUUUCAGCUCAGUUUUGUUAUAUGUAGUGGUUUUGUCCUUUGAGCCCAGAAUUCCAGAAUUUCCAGAAAGCACGACCACUUGAGUAUUUUCAUGUUCAAUUUUUUCAAGUUUCUCUGAGUCUCAUCUUCAGAGUAGGAAAUACUUAGCAAGAACUACAAAGUAAAUCGUCCAAACUACAAACUGAAGGGAAAUACUUAGCAAUAAUUAAAACAGUAAAUCGUCCAAACUACUAACAGAAGUGUCUUCAUCAUGAGUGUGUGCAACAAUCCAGCUGAUGGCUUAUGAUAUAUUGUGUCAUUAGUCAUAAAGCUUUGACAAUCGAACGCAGUUGAGAAGUUUUCUCAGCAGUAUGCCUUACUGGUAUUAUGAAAAAAAGGAGCUAAAAGAUACUCCUUCGUUCCAUGAUGGCAUUGACUUUGAAACAGAAAGUCGGUAUAGGAAAGAAGGAGCCAGGUUCAUCAUCGACACAGGAACAAAAAUGGACUUAGGAUAUAAUACGAUGGCUACUGGCGUCGUGUACUUUCAUCGUUUUUAUAUGUAUCAUUCCUUCAAAACAUUUCCAAGAUAUGUUACAGCAUGUUGCUGUUUAUUUCUAGCUGGUAAAGUUGAAGAAACUCCCAAGAAGUGCAAAGACAUCAUUAAAAUAGCUAGCGAGCUGCUUAGUAAAAACAAAUUUCAGACAUUUGGUGAUGAUCCUAAAGAAGAAGUAAUGACACUCGAAAGAAUUCUUCUCCAAACGAUUAAAUUUGACCUCCAAAUAGAACAUCCAUACAGUUUUUUGUUGAAGUAUGCCAAGUGUUUAAAAGGAGACAAGGCGAAAUUAGAAAAAAUGUUGCAAAUGGCGUGGACUUUUGUAAAUGAUAGUUUAUGCACAACUUUGUCUCUGCAAUGGGAGCCAGAAGUUAUUGCUGUUGCUUUAAUGUACCUAGCAGGGAAAUUAAGCAAAUUCGAAGUGGUUGAUUGGGCAGGACGACAACCGAAUCACCUUCGUUGGUGGGAUAUGUUCGUUGAGGGAGUCACAAUGGACCUUUUGGAGGAUAUUUGCCACCAAGUCUUAGAUUUGUAUUCACAACCUCAGCAACCGAAUUCUCCUGAUUCUCCACCAAUGUCUCUGACGUCCAGUACUAAAAGAGAGCUCAAAUCCGUUCCAAUCGUAGCUCAACCCAUAGCUCGUUUAUCUCCGGUAAAGCCUAUCCAACCAAUAGUGACAGGGGCCAAGCUAAAGACUGAUUUGAAAUCACAAACAGAUGGUCCUGGCCUUCCGCCAACUUCAGUGGACGUAGUGCCCAGCCAGUACAGUUACCCUCCCGGAGUGACUUCAUACACUAACAGCUCAUUUUCUGCUCAACCUUUUCCACAAAAUGUACCUCUCCAGUCAACCUCUAACUCCUCUAGUUAUCCUCCUUCCUACCCACCCUCAUAUCCUCCUGCUCAAGCAAACUCACAAUACCUACCUCCCUCUAAAUCUCACCACCCACAACCACAACAACCUCCUUCUUCUCAAUUUUAUCCUGCCUCUCAGUCAUCUUUCUCCUCGAGCUACCAACCGCAGUAGGUCCUUGACUCAAUCAGACCGAGAAGUUUUAUCUAUGAUUUCAAUUUUAUAUCUUUUCCAAUUUGAAUAAAAAAUUACAAGGAAGUCUC
Molecule: messenger RNA, 1915 nt
Organism: Bemisia tabaci
Lineage: Eukaryota; Metazoa; Arthropoda; Insecta; Hemiptera; Aleyrodidae
Source: RefSeq, a predicted model, not a curated record